GCGCAGCUGCAAGAAUGGCUGGUAAUCAUUGGAGGGCUGGUGGCAGGGGGCGGAGAGCUCCGGUGUCUGGUUUUGGGCGGGAAUUGAAACCGCCGCUGCUGCCAACAAGAACUUGAAAGCUGCGAAUUUUCAGCCUAGGAGGGGGCCAUGGUGCGGCCUGUGAGGCAUAAGAAACCAAUCAAUUACUCACAGUUUGAGAAUUCUGACAGCGAUGAUGACUUUGUUUCUGCAACUGCACCUUUAAAUAAGAAACCCAGAACAACACCGAAGGAGUUGAAACUGGAAACAAGGAAACCUAAGCUGAAGAAUGUCCAGAAAGAAGAUAUCCCACUACAAGAGAAAACACCUAAAAAAAGGAUGGCUUUAGAUGACAAACUCUACCAGCGAGACUUAGAAGUCGCACUAGCUUUAUCAGUGAAGGAACUUCCAACAGUCACCACUGAUGUAGAAGAGGCUCAAGAUAAAAGCACUGAAAAAUGCAGCAGCAGCGGAAUCAGAACAGUGACUAAGUCUCCCCAUAUCUCCAAUUGCAGUGUAGCCAGUGAUUAUUUAGAUUUGGAUAAGAUUACUGAGGAAGAUGAUUUGCACGGUGCUCAAGGGAAAAGAAAAGCAGCAUCAAAAGCUGUGGUACAACAGAGGAAGAUUCUUUUGGAAGGCAGUGAUGGCGACAGUGCUAAUGACUCUGAACCAGACUCUGCAACUGGUGAAGAGUCUGAGGACGACUCUGAUUUUAGUGAGAGUGAAGACGAUGACGAAGACUUCACCAUGGGAAAAAAUAAAGCGAAAGAAAUUAAAAAGAAAGAAGUGAAGGUAAAAUCGCCAGUUGAGAAAAAGGAGAAGAAGCCUAAAUCCAGAUGUGAUACUUUGGAAGUGACUUCAAGAGACUCUGCUCCAGCUGCUGUGAAAUCAGAAUCUCAGCCUUCACCAAAAAAGGUUUCUCUUCCUUCAGAGGCCACUAGGAAACCAUUACAAAUAUGCAGCCCUUCAGCUGAAAGCAGAAAACCUAAGUGGGUCCCACCAGCGACUUCUGGAAGCAGCAACAGCAACAGGAGCCCACUGGCAGGGGUGUCUGUUAAGUCUCCAAAUCAGAGUCUCCGCCUUGGCUUGUCCAGAUUAGCACGAGUUAAACCUUUGCAUCCAAAUGCCGCUCAUAGCUGAGUGUGGCAGUAAACAAAUGUUUGAUUAAGAGAAACAGAGUUUUACAAUGUGUUUCUAUUUGAAUUGUGUUUCUAUUUAAGGAAGGUGUGUCAUAAUAUAAAGGAAUCUUUUAAUGUCAUGUGAAUUGCCUCUGCCUAUUUUGUGAAGAUGUUCUCUGAAGCUGUUCAAGACUUCAAGAAGAAAAUUGUUUAUAAGAAUUAUCUUGUGGUGUCAUUUCCUCCUGAAGAAUCUAUUCUCUUUUUCCUGUGUUUAUAAUAAGGCAUUGUCAUUAAGUGAUUGUCCCUUCGAUAAGGAGGAAGUCCAUGUUGCAUACUGCUCUUUUCUAGUAAAAUGAUGUUGCUUUCUAGCUUUGUCUAAUUUAUGGCACCUUAAGUUUCACUGUUGAGAAUUUAUCUGGUGAAAGGAAACAUUCCCAUUUUUCCCAGGAGACAUUUCUGAAAUCUUAAGUUACAUGAUCAGUUUUACUGCAAAGAUGUUUCAUAUUUUAGCCAAUAUUUUUAUAAUAAGAAUCCAGAAUUAUUUUACACAUUAAAUUGGUUGCUGUAAUGUGGCUUAUGUCUCCUACUCAGAAGUAGAUGUUUAUUGUAUAGCCAACAGAAUUUCAUGAGAUUUUAUGAAGCUCUCAUUGUCAAAACCUGUAAUAAAAGUGGAAGAGUCUCGGUGUUCUCUUUUCCUUGAUACCGUUACAUCCAUCUAUCUCUGAUUGUCUACAUUUCAUGAUUAAAUGAAUGUU
Molecule: messenger RNA, 1891 nt
Organism: Lontra canadensis (Northern American river otter)
Lineage: Eukaryota; Metazoa; Chordata; Mammalia; Carnivora; Mustelidae
Gene: RAD51AP1
Product: RAD51 associated protein 1
Exons: 9
Coding region: 148-1158 (336 amino acids)
Biological process (GO): interstrand cross-link repair; double-strand break repair via homologous recombination
Molecular function (GO): single-stranded DNA binding; double-stranded DNA binding
Source: RefSeq, a predicted model, not a curated record